CUCGCUCCCCGUCCUUCCCUCAUCUUCAUCUUCAUCGGAUCUAGAGCCGAGCAGCAGCAGCAGCAGCAGCAGCUCAGCCCGUCAGACCAGCUGAAAAUGGCUGAGCUCCGUCCCGCCCGGAGGAGCUCCAGUCCGCCUCUCACCGGGCUCCUCUGCGUCGUGUUGCUCCUUUUCGUCUCCAUCUCCUCCGCGAGUCGUGAUGUUGUUUCAGGACACAACAAGACGUGGAGAGAUCCAGCCGGAGAGACCCGUCAGGAGGACUCCCAUCAUCAAACUAACUCCUCUGCACACAAGAAGGCUUUCCCCGUCCUCUCCUUCAACUACGACCACGUCAGGAAGCCCUUUGAGAUCUCCCUGUGGAUCCUGCUGGCCCUGCUCAUGAAACUUGGUUUCCACAUUAUUCCCAGAGUGUCACACGUCGUCCCGGAGAGCUGCCUGCUGAUCGGCGUCGGCCUGCUGGUGGGCGGCAUCAUCAAAGCCAUCGGCGAGGAAGCCCCCGUCCUCGACACCAAGCUCUUCUUCCUCUACCUGCUGCCCCCCAUCAUCCUCGAUGCCGGCUACUUCCUGCCCAUCCGCGCCUUCACGGAGAACCUGGGCACCAUCCUGGUGUUCGCCGUGGUGGGGACUCUGUGGAACGCCUUCUUCAUCGGCGGGAUGAUAUACGGCGUGUGUCGGAUCGAAGGAGCCCAGCUGGCCAGCGUGGACCUGCUGUCCUGCCUGCUGUUCGGCACCAUCGUCUCGGCCGUGGACCCCGUCGCCGUCCUCGCCGUGUUCGAGGAGAUCCACAUCAACGAGCUGCUGCACAUCCUCGUUUUCGGAGAGUCGCUGCUCAACGACGCCGUCACUGUGGUUCUGUAUCACCUGUUCGAGGAGUUCUCUCACGCAGGAACUGUCACUGUGAUCGACGGCGUCCUCGGGGUCGUCUGUUUCUUCGUGGUUUCGCUGGGAGGCGUCAUGGUGGGAGCCAUCUACGGCCUGCUGGGCGCCUUCACCUCCCGCUUCACCUCGCACACCCGAGUCAUCGAGCCGCUGUUUGUGUUCCUCUACAGCUACAUGGCCUACCUCUCCGCCGAGGUCUUCCACCUGUCCGGCAUCAUGUCGUUGAUCGCUUGUGGCGUGAUGAUGCGUCCGUACGUGGAGGCCAACAUCUCCCACAAGUCGUACACCACCAUCAAAUAUUUCCUGAAGAUGUGGAGCAGCGUGAGCGAGACGCUCAUCUUCAUCUUCCUCGGCGUCUCCACGGUGGCCGGUCCUCACGCCUGGAACUGGACCUUCGUCAUCGUCACCGUCGUCCUCUGUCUGGUGUCCAGAGUGCUCGGAGUCAUCGGCCUCACGUACAUCAUCAAUAAAUUCCGUAUUGUGAAAUUAACCAAAAAGGACCAGUUCAUCGUGGCCUACGGUGGCCUGCGAGGUGCCAUCGCCUUCUCUCUGGGGUUCCUGCUGACCAACAACGAGUUGAAGCACAUGUUCCUCACCGCCAUCAUCACCGUCAUCUUCUUCACCGUCUUUGUGCAGGGAAUGACAAUCAGGCCUUUGGUCGAACUUCUGGCCGUGAAGAAGAAGAAGGAGAGCAAAGGAUCGAUUAAUGAGGAGAUUCACACACAGUUUCUGGAUCAUCUCCUCACAGGGAUUGAAGACAUUUGUGGUCAUUAUGGACAUCAUCACUGGAAAGACAAGCUGAACCGCUUCAAUAAGGCCUACGUGAAGAAGUGGCUGAUCGCAGGCGAGCGCUCGACCGAGCCGCAGCUCAUCUCCUUCUACAACAAGAUGGAGAUGAAACAGGCGAUGAUGCUGGUGGAGAGCGGGAGCACCGCCAAGCUGCCCGCCAUGAUAUCGUCCGUCUCUAUGCAAAACAUUCAGCCGAGAGGGCCGCCCAGACGACGGGCGAUGCCGACCAUCUCAAAAAGUCGUGAGCAGGAGAUCAGAAAGAUCCUACGAGCAAACCUGCAGAAGACGAGACAGAGGCUUCGUUCGUACAGCCGACACGACCUGAUGAUCGACCCGUUUGAGGACAACGUGAGUGAAGUUCGCUUCAGGAAGCAGCGUGUGGAGAUGGAGAGGAGGAUGAGUCACUACCUCACAGUCCCUGCAAACCGCCAGGAGACUCCGCCAGUGAGAAAAGUCUGCUUCGAACCAGAACAUCAAGUUUACACGUAUGAUGACAGCGACAGCUCCAGAGGCCACGCGGCUCAGCCAGACCCGAGUCCUCCCGACGACGUCAGCCUGGUGAACGAAUCAUCCCAGAGGCCCAGAGAGCAGAGAGCCGAAGAGCCGGACGAGCAGCAGAAACUGUCCCGCUGCCUCAGUGACCCCGGGCCAAACAAGGACGAGGAUCUGUCGUGAUGAAGCACAUGAAUUCUCCUCUUCAUGAUCUCCUCGUGUCAUCUGUUGCUUUCAGCGAGUCGCUGAGUGAACGGGAGUCGUAGCAAAGCUUUACAUUGAUGAAGUAUUCUUCUUUUCCAUUUUCUGUUUUUUGUGAUAUGAGAUUAUGCAAUUUUUUCUUUUUUUUCAGAAGUUCGUGAGGAUUUUUAUCAUGUAACAUGCUGCCAAAGCAUGCACCACUGCACAUUUGCUAUUUCAGGGUUUUCAUUACAGCCUGAAGUGAGCCGAGUGUCAGCAUUUUGUGUCUUAACAAGCAGCAGCAAAUCAUGCAAAAAAAAAAAGAUGGAGCACUUGUUUUAACAAACUUGAAGCACCAGACGGGUGGAGUUUACCCCUCAAGCACAGUAUUAAGACUCUAGAAAGCAGAGAGCGACUGAUUAAUCGUCUCAGCUGACGUUAUAAAAGAUGUAAUUAAUGCAGGUUUAUCAGUGUUGGAAUACACACCAAAAUUUAAAUGUAGCACUUAUAUUUUUUGCUCCAAUUUUUCACAGGUUUAAAGGAAUAGUUCAGGAUUUUUGCAGUGCGACUUUGAAAUACGUAAGCAGUGUAUUACAUACAGUAGCUGGUGGUUGGUGCACUCCCUGUUUGCAGAAACAGACCGGAAAAAAAGCAAAUAUUUUUACAUAUACACACACAUCGAGAAAUUAGACACUGCAGUCAGCAACACGCUCCGUCUGUGGCAUUUUGUUGUUUGAUCAAACAGCACAUUUUCGAGUGUCGUUUCAUUCUGACCAUCCAAAGACACAUAUAUUAAAUUAGGAUGAUUUUUAAUCAGCGUCCUAAUAUACCACACCUGUCAGGUGGGUGGUUUAGUAUCUUGGAAAAGUGCUCACUAACGUGGAAUUAAAAACAUUUUUGACCAAAAUUAGUGAGAAAUAUAUCUAUUGAGUGUAUAAAAAGUCUUAGAUGUUUAACUUAAACCUGUGGGAAAAAAAUAGAAGCAAAAACAAAGAUGUUUAAAUUUAGAUUUUUAAGAUUAGAUCAACUAACGGGCAACAAGAAAUUGCUGCACAGAAUACCAAAGAAAUAUUUUGGGUGAUUUAGGAACAGCGUCCCCAGCCUCGGAUCCCAUCAGCUAUCAGUCGAUGAUGAUAAGCUUUUGGGGACGUCGGCAUGGUGCUCAAGUGUGUUUGUGUUCAGGCCAUUUGGCUAAAAGGGAGAGCGGUGAGGGAGCAGCAUAUUUUUAAAAAAGUGCAUAACUUCUGAUGGACUCACACUUGAUUUUGUGGAAAUAUUGAUCAUGAGCCAAAGAACAGCUGAUUCACUGCUCGUGCCAUUUGGCAAAAAGGGACAAUGUGUGCAUGUGUGUAUGUGGUCGCAGCUAUUGCGAAUUUGCGCCUCUUUAACUGUUAAAUGUCCCAAUUUGUGCACAUCUGGGUCAAAAUUCUAAAAAAAAAAAAAAUAAAAAAUGAAGAAAUUUCAGCAGAUGAUACCUUUUUCAAGAAUAUUCCUCUUUUCAUCCUUAUAAUUAUUAUAACUCACAAAUAUCUCUAUCUGCCUGAAAAAUCCUUAUUUAUCAGGCUAUAGUUAAGUAUAAAAACUGCAAGAGGGCGAACUUUAAGGUUCCAGGUGAAGAAGAAAGCACAAAUCUGGUGAUGCAAGAUGAAAUAAACGCAUCAAAUGUAGUUUGUCGGAGGUCUGUGAAGAAGCUUGUAUUUAACCUCUGCGUGACAGAUCAGUGUUUUCUCAGGGACUGAAUCACGGCACAGUGUUAACGGAGGGGGAAGAAAUGAAUGUGCUCCGCUCGUCUCUGUUCAUAAUGUGACUGUUUUGUCAGCGUCGGUGUUUUUGACCGCUUCAGUAACAUUCCAGCAGUAAUCGACUUUUUUGUAACAAAGCUAAACAUGUCGAUGUUCCUGAUAACUGAGCAUGCUCAGAGGAACACUUCACCCCCCAAAAUCAGCAUCUCUAUAUCAGUGACUCACCAAAUGUUAGGUUGAGUUUGUGAAGAUUUUAUUUUAUUUUAUUUUUUUUGCAUGUCUCCACGGUGAACAAAAAACCCCAAAACUGAAAAAAAAUUAUAUCAGAACUACGGAUAUAUUCGGAUAUAAAACAACUCACUGGCCGAUAAUUGAUUUUUUCCCAUCAAGUUUUAGUGAUCGUCAAGUCUCUUCUGUAGUGGAAAUAAUAUUUUAUGCG
Molecule: messenger RNA, 4521 nt
Organism: Plectropomus leopardus (leopard coralgrouper)
Lineage: Eukaryota; Metazoa; Chordata; Actinopteri; Perciformes; Serranidae
Gene: slc9a1b
Product: solute carrier family 9 member A1b
Biological process (GO): regulation of intracellular pH; potassium ion transmembrane transport; proton transmembrane transport
Cellular component (GO): plasma membrane
Molecular function (GO): sodium:proton antiporter activity; potassium:proton antiporter activity
Source: RefSeq, a predicted model, not a curated record